This is a messenger RNA of Ahaetulla prasina, 3450 nucleotides long. RefSeq names its product CCAAT enhancer binding protein epsilon (gene CEBPE). Lineage: Eukaryota; Metazoa; Chordata; Lepidosauria; Squamata; Colubridae. The transcript is spliced from 2 exons. Bases 844 to 1572 code for a protein of 242 amino acids. The record is from RefSeq and is a predicted model, not a curated record. Gene Ontology annotation, molecular function: DNA-binding transcription factor activity, RNA polymerase II-specific; RNA polymerase II cis-regulatory region sequence-specific DNA binding. Gene Ontology annotation, biological process: regulation of transcription by RNA polymerase II; myeloid cell differentiation; DNA-templated transcription.
UCCGCUUCUUGAAGGAUUCCUUCUUUACACCUUGCAAAUUGGGCUUUUGGAGGCUGGAUGCGGCGACGAUCGUAACUCAACCCGAGGUAGGAUUGGGGGAAGAAAAAAAAAAAGAUUGAGAAAUCCCUGGAGGUCUCCUUGCAAACGGGAACCUGCAAGCUACCACUUUGCUGGAGAACAAUCGGCGAAAGGGGACAAAAGGACUCUGCCAGGAUUCUGAAAUGGGUCGGUGGGUGGGUGGGAAGCCAGCCGGGCCUCUUAGCCCUGGAAGAGCAGCAAUGACAGCGAAGGAUAAUACUUCUUAGGAUGUUCUUUGUGUGACGGGUUGGGAAGUGGAGAACUUCCAGAGUGGACCAGGUUGAGAAGAAGACAUUGCUGGAUGAAUUGGCCUUUUUUUUUUUUUACGAGAAGGGCUGGGGUGCAGCUUCGAAAGAGGAAGGAAGGGGCAGGCAAGCAGAGGAACAGGGUAGAGAGGGAAAAAAAAAAGAGGGAACCAAGGCGAGAUAGGUAGAUCGAAAGGAAGAGAGGAAUUCAUCAAGGACAGGGAGAAGAAGACACCCCCCCUCCGCCCAAAAUCCCACUUGGACAUCUUGGAGAAUUGGUGACCACUGAGGCGAGGACAAAGACGAGACAAAUCUCACCUGCUGAGGUCCAGAAGAAAACCAGAAGAAAACCCAUCCAGGAGAAGAGAGAGAGAAACAACGACGUCCCACGAAGGAGGCAGCUAAUCGAGGUAGACUUCGAAAGAGGAGAAGACCUUCAGAGAGAAGGUGCCCGUAAAGACGUGGGUUGGAGCCUUCCGAAGGUCGGGGAGAAAGAGGAACUGGCGUUGGGUCGUCUACCAUGUCCCAAGGAGGCUACUUUGAGGGCGAGAGGCACUACCAAGCUCUAGAAAUGGCUCCCGCGCGGUCCGCUGGAAGCGACUUGGCCCCGUUGUGUGAAUCGGAGUUGGCUUCCUACAUCGGGGACGAGCAGUUGCUCUCAGAGUUGCUGCAAGGCAACCAGCAGAGGCUGUCCAAGGGGACCUCCUUCCCAAGCUACUUCCCCACCGACCCGUACCCCUUCCUCUCUUUCGGAGGGGAACGCAAAGGCCUGGCCCCCUUUGACCCGCGAUCGGUUGCUGUCAAGGAAGAACCUCGAGGCGGAGAGGCAGGGCGAGGGCCCGCACGCCACCCGUACAGUUCUGUGCACUUGCCGGCUGCCCACUGUGCCCAGGUGACCCUCACCCAACCGGGACCGCGGACCGGACAAGCUUUGAGAGUGCUCAAGGGCCCGGCCUGCAGCUCGUCUCCUCCUUGCGGCAACCCCAAGGGAAAGAAAUCGGUGAACAAGGACAGCCUGGAGUACCGCCUGCGUCGCGAACGCAACAACAUAGCAGUGCGCAAGAGCCGCGACAAAGCCAAGCGGCGGGUAAUGGAGACGCAGCAGCGCAUGGUGGAACUCCUAGGGGAGAACGAGCGGCUGCGCAGCCGGGUGGAACAACUGAUGCAGGAAACCGAGACCCUCCGGGAUAUUUUCCGCCAAGUGCCCGAAGCCGCCGGCUUGAUCAAGGGUCUCGGGGGUUGCAGUUGAAGCUGGAUGGGGGGUUGGCACCCAAGGUGCCAAGAGGAGGCGGGGGGGAUAUGACUGCAAUCUAGAAGAACAAAGCUUUUGCAAUGUGUAAAUUUAAAAAAAAGUUAUUAUUUUUUUGGCUUGGCUUUAAACAUCUCUGGUGGUGAAUUUUUUUUUAUAUAUAGUUUAUUGAUACAUUUACAAUUAACAUACAUAUGUUAAUUGAACAGUGAACAGUGUAAUAUUCGGGUCAAUUGCUUCCAUAAUAAUAUAUAUAUAAUAACAAUAAUAAUAAUAACACGGCUAUGGAUGAAGCAUGUAACAGUGAUACCCAUUGUCAUCGGGGCACUUGGUACCAUGUUCAAGAAUUUUACAAAACACAUCAAGAAAUUGCAGAUUCCUGCAAGAACACCAGCGGAAUUGCAGAAAAACUGCGCUACUCGGAACAUCGUACAUCUUAAGAAGGUACUUGGUUGAUACCUAGGACACUGGCAGCAACCCGUAUCAACCAUUAGUACCAGUCAAUGGUAUUUGUGACGCAUUUUUAAAUGUUCGGUUGACUGAGUUUCAUGUUUAAUGACUAAAAGAGAUAAUAAUAUUAAUAUUAAUGAUAAUAUUUUCCCAGCUCCUAAUUUCUACUUCUAUUUUCCAGCCAGUUACAAAACAAAUCCCAUAUUUGAAAAUAUUCCGUAUCUUCCUUCUCUUUUCUCUUUAACGUCAGUCUAUCCCAGGGGUCGGCAACCUUAAACACUCAAAGAGCCAUUGGGACCCGUUUCCCACAGAAAAGAAAACACGGGAGUCACAAAACCCUUCCUGUGCCUGACUAUUUCUUGAGCGGCCACAAAACUAGCAUAUGAAGUUGAAUUAAAUGUUCCUGUUUUCUUCUGAAACUUUUCUUUUCUUGGAUUUAUCCAUGGUUGGCCGAGUGGGGGUUGAACAGCUCAGUAAAUUGCGUGCCGGCGGGUGUCGCACAUUGGUGGUUGGUGACGUAUAUUUUGAGUGACAGGGAGCCGCAGCAGAGAGGUGAAAGAGCCACAUGCGGCUCCAGAGCCGCAAGUUGCUGACCCUUGGUCAGUGGUGGGAUUCAAAUAAUUUAACAACCGGUUCUCUGCCCUAAUGACCAGCUGGGUAGGCGUGGCUCGGUGGUCAUAUGACCAUGUGGGCGUGGCCAACUCAACAUCACUCACGUCGAUGGGCACUUCGCCUUAGCUGUUACAAUGUAAUAAGGGUUAACCGGAGAGGCAGUUUCUGUAAGUAGGGCAAUAAAGAUUAGUGUCAGUUUUGGAAGCCAAUUUUCUUUUUUUCUUGCUUCUUAACUGCCACAUAUUUUAGCUGGGGAGGAGGGUUGUUGUUGGAGCGGUAGAAAGUUAGUCAUAACAACAUUCCGUAUUCAGGGACAUCCUGCGUCUGAUGGAGACUGCCUGAAGAUUGUAUCCAAUUGAUUGGAUAAUGUGAUGAACUUGUGGGUGUGGGGCAGGGCUGUGAAUUGUCAACUGGGUGUGGAAAACCUGGAAGAUUUCAGUUUCGGGUUUUCCCAGCUGUGCCAACAUGACAUCUCUAAUAAAUUGGAACUUUGCGGAACCUCAAGCCUCAGAGCCUUAUUUCGUUGGGGGUGUUCCUUGGAACCCUGACAAUUAGGCUAGAAACAACACCAGAAUGUUUCAGUUCCUUACAGGAUUAGCUCUGUAAAGUGGGAAAAAAACAAAAUAAGAUUUCUUCCAACAACCGGUUCUCCGAACUGCUUCGAAAGUUAACCGGUUCUACCAAAUGAGUGUGAACUGUCUAAAUCCCACCAUUAGGUCUAUCCAUUUCUGAGCAAUCUAAUGUUCUUUUUUAAAAAAAUUACGUCUUCUUCACUUGGGAGUUUCCUCAUUUUUCCAAUACUAUGCAAAUACAAUU